AUGUUACCGGCGCACUCAUUGCAUUCUGAACAAUGCAUUGCCUGGGUGGCAAUGAGGAAACAUGGAAUCAUCAGUCCUUUCUGGCUCGAAGGUGACUGGGGACGUGCUUUCACCAUGAACAAUGACCAACUAUAUCCAAGACAUAAUGAUUUCUCAGAGAGACACAUUGGACCAAGUGAAGACGAAAAACUGCUCAUGCUACAAGCUCUUGGAUUAAGGAGCAUUGAUGAACUUAUUGAAGGCAGUGUCCCAUCUAGUAUUCGGUCAGGGCUGGAGUUAAACAUAGAUAAACCACUAGGAGAACAUGAAUUACUUGAAAGGGCUAAGGAGCUUGGUAGACAGAAUAAGGUGUGGAGGUCUUACAUUGGAAUGGGCUAUUACAAUUGCAGAAUUCCUACCACAAUCCUUCGAAAUAUGUUUGAAAACCCAGGAUGGACGACCCCCUAUACCCCCUACCAGCCUGAAGUGGCCCAGGGUCGGCUGGAAAGUCUACUGAACUAUCAGACUAUGGUCUGUGACUUCACUGGUCUUGAUAUUGCCAAUGCUUCACUGCUAGAUGAGGGUACUGCAGCUGCAGAAGCUAUGGCUCUCGCUUACAGGCAUGUCAAGAAUAGGAAGUUUUACAUGGACACAAGAUGUCACCCACAGACCAAAUCUGUUGUUAAUACCCGAGCUGGUGUCAUGGGCAUAGAGGUGAUAGAAGAAAAGUAUGAGAACAUGGACUUUAGUAAUCGUGACUUCUGUGGGGUCUUAUUCCAGUACCCAGACACUAAUGGUGAUAUCCAUGACUUCACUGCCCUAGCUCAAACUGCACGUGAUAAUGGAGCCCUUGUCAUUGCUGCUACAGACCUACUGGCAUUGACAAUACUCAAGCCUCCUGGGGAGUUUGGUUGUGAUAUGGCUGUAGGGACCAGCCAGAGGUUGGGGGUACCAUUAGGGUAUGGUGGCCCACAUGCUGCAUUCUUUGCUGUGAAAGACAGGUUCAAGCGUCUUAUACCAGGUCGCAUGGUAGGAGUCACCAGAGAUGCCCGGGGCAAUGAGGCACUUAGACUAGCUCUACAGACUAGAGAACAACAUAUCAGACGUGACAGAGCCACUAGUAAUAUCUGCACAGCUCAGGCACUCCUGGCAAACAUUGCUGCCAUGUAUUGUGUUUAUCACGGACCACAUGGUUUGAAAUAUAUUGGAACGAGAGUCCAUCAUGCUGCAUUGAUGCUGGCAGCUGGAGUUGAGGACUGUGGCCAUGCAGUACAGAACAAUCUAUUCUAUGACACAAUCAAAGUGCUCCCUAAAGAAGGAGUAGAUGUUGAAUCAAGGGCUAAACUUAAAGAAAUAAAUCUGAGAUAUUUUGAGGAUGGAACAAUAGGUGUUUCAGUGGAUGAGACCACUGAGGAAGCAGAUCUGAAUGACUUACUCUGGGUGUUUGGCUCAAAGAGAUCAGUGAGGGAUAUUGCUGAUUCUAUGGGAGAAACUCUUAAUGGAGAUAUAUCUAAUUCACCAUUUUACAGAACAUCACAAUAUCUUACAAAUCAAGUAUUUAACACGUACCAGUCAGAGACAAACAUUGUGCGUUAUAUGAAGCUUCUGGAAAACAAAGAUGUCGGCUUGGUUCACUCUAUGAUUCCCCUUGGAUCAUGUACUAUGAAACUCAACUCUACUACAGAGAUGAUGCCAUGCUCCUUCCCAGAGUUCACAGAUAUUCAUCCAUUUGCUCCCCCAGAACAGGCUAAGGGGUACGCUACCAUGCUGCAAGAACUGGAGGAUGACUUAUGUGAAGUCACAGGAUAUGACAAAAUUUCACUACAGCCCAACAGUGGGGCCCAGGGGGAAUAUGCGGGUCUUAGAACUAUCGCUGCAUACUUAGACUCCAUUGGUGAAGUCCAAAGAUCAGUGUGUCUUAUCCCUGAGUCUGCUCAUGGCACCAACCCUGCUAGUGCACAGAUGGCUGGGAUGAAGAUACAACCAAUCAAGGUCACCAAAGAAGGGGCAGUUGACAUGAAACACCUCAGUGAUAUGGCUGAGAAGUAUUCAGAGACAUUGGCAGCACUUAUGAUCACAUACCCCUCUACUCAUGGUGUGUUUGACGAGGAUAUCAUUGAGAUAUGUGACCUGAUACACCAUCAUGGAGGCCAGGUGUACCUUGAUGGUGCAAACAUGAACGCACAGGUUGGCAUCUGCAGACCAGGUCAUUUUGGUUCUGAUGUCAGUCAUUUGAAUCUCCAUAAAACUUUCUGUAUUCCUCAUGGUGGAGGUGGACCAGGAAUGGGCCCCAUCGGAGUUAAAGAACAUCUUGCCCCCUUCCUUCCAACUCACCCAAUUCUAAAGCCUGGAGCUGACUCGCAGUCAUUCGGAUGUGUCAGUGCUGCCCCCUAUGGUUCAAGUGCAAUAUUACCCAUAUCCUGGGCCUAUAUAAAGAUGAUGGGUGCUAAAGGUUUACGUCAUUCAUCAGAGAUUGCUAUUCUUAAUGCAAACUAUAUGAGCAAAAGACUAGAAGGGUACUACAAAACACUUUACCUGAACAAAAAUGGCUUCUGUGCUCAUGAAUUUAUAAUUGACUGUCGACCGUAUAAGAAGACAGCAAAGAUAGAAGUUGCUGACAUUGCAAAGAGGUUGCAAGAUUUUGGUUUCCAUGCGCCAACUAUGUCGUGGCCAGUAAGUGGUACACUUAUGGUAGAACCCACUGAAUCCGAGGAUAAACGGGAACUUGACAGGUUCUGUGAUGCUCUCAUAACUAUACGUAAAGAGAUUCAGGACAUUGAAGAAGGUCGCAUGGAUAUUAAAGUCAAUCCAUUAAAGAUGGCGCCACAUCCCCAGUCAGUGAUUGCUACAGAUAGCUGGGACAGACCAUACUCCAGGGAGCAAGGAGCCUAUCCUGCACCAUUUGUUCGACCAGAGACCAAAUUCUGGCCUACUGUAGGGAGAAUAGAUGAUAUUUACGGUGAUCAGAACUUAGUUUGCUCUUGCCCUCCUAUGGAGGCAUACCAAUCACCCUAUCUCAGUGACGAUGAGGUCCCCUCAGCAUCUCGCAUACAAGUUUGAUGUUGUUCAUAAAUGGAUUCAGAAUGGAAUAAGUGGAGGGAUUAUUUUUAUAUGGAGGACUUUGUACAUACUUCUACAUGGACAAUAUAUAGUGUGGGUACCACACAGUUGGGUAUCUAUGGUAUUGUAUAAAUAAGAAUUUUGCUGAUGAGCACAAAACAUGGAAAUACUCUGUGUCUGAUUCUUUUAGUUGGUACUUUGACUUUAUAAAAAACAGGGUUUUCAACGAAAAAGUACUAUAUUAUAUAGUACUACAGUAUAGUGACAUAUUUGAGAUCAUUAUUUUACAGAUUGAGAAAUAUAAUCAAUCAUGUGAUGGGGUUUCUAUUACUCUUAUAACCUGUAAAUAGACUAAAUAUUGUGUACAUAAUAUGAGAUGUUAUUUGUGCAUAAUGUUACAGCACUAAAACUGUAUAUUCAUGAUAUUUAUGGAGCAUUCAAAAUGUAACUGUUAAGUAUAUGUCUACCUGAAAUCUGAGUCAGAUGGUUUAAUCUGAAAUUCGGUGAUGAAUUGAUAACACUAAAUUGUGAUGGGAGCUUUUUAACAGGACUUGAAUUCUUUCAAGGAUUCAAAAUUAAAUUGAAUUUUGUUGAAAAUCUAAGAAUUUUGUAAGGAUAUGUUGAACAGUUGUUACUCUAAUUUGUUAUUCUUGUUGAUAUAGUGCUAUACCAAAAGACGAAUCUUUUGCUGUUUUCAGAGACUUAAUGAUCGGAAAUGUUUGAUAUAUAGUUCUCAACUUUCUGUUUAUAUUUAUUGAACUACCGAUCAUAUCUAAAUAGAAUUCUUUCCGGCUAUGGGCAUCUUUAAUGAUAUGAUUGAUUACUUUUACUUUUGGUGAUCAGAGAGAUUCAAUGAGAGUUAGUAGGUGCAAAUCAUUAGUUCAGGAGUGGUCCAAAAAACGUCCUUAUAGUUUAUUUUGGUUUAACUUUUCGCACAAUGCAUGGAUUUCAAUGAUAUUUUAGAGUGAUUUUAGUUAUACCCCGUGAAAGCAUUGGAGUACAUUUAGACCAAAAACCCCAAAUCGGAUGGAUUUGUUGGUUCAUCAAGAAAAAUGGGACUGUUGGGCCAAAUUGUGUGAAAAAUGAAAGGGUCAAAUAUUUAUAAAUAUAGUACCUCACUGCUUUUUCCUCGAAAGUAAAUGCCUUACUAAAAAGGUCAAAUAAAACAUAUGGACAUUUUGGCACACCCUGUAUAUACGAUAUGUAGUAUAUAUUUUGGAAAAUAUAAUAUACAUUUGUACUCUAUACUCUGAAAUCAAAAAGAUUUUAAUUAUAUAGAAAAUUAACAUCCACAUUUAUAUUUCUAUCCAAAAAGAUUUGUAUACAUGAACAUAUGCUAGCUCUUCUAUGCAAAUGGAGCUCUUUUUAAAUUGAGCUUACAAUAAAAUUUGAUAAUACUGAUUGCAUAUUAUUAUAAUUACACCAUAUAUCAUUUUAAAGUGCAGUGUAUACAAUUCCAGUUGUAAUCACAUGUAAAAUUUAGAAUUCACGAUGGCAUGUAACUUGCAUUCUUAUUUGGUAGAAACCUAUUUUUUCUGAAAAUACUAAACCUUGAAAAAAUGCUUGCUUAUUAACCAACAU
Molecule: messenger RNA, 4620 nt
Organism: Owenia fusiformis
Lineage: Eukaryota; Metazoa; Annelida; Polychaeta; Sabellida; Oweniidae
Source: the annotation of a GenBank genome assembly